AGCGAACGCCGAGCUCCGAACACUACACCGAACACCGCACACCGAGCACCAAGUGGGUCCAUCACAGCUCAGAAAGCAUCGCAAUAGACCAAAAGAUUUAGUUCGAAACGGAAACAAAGCGCGACAAGUGCUAAUAAUUAAAGGCACUUACCUAAAGUACACGAUCGACAUGGAGGCCCCGGAGUUCAAAGACUUUGCCAAAUCAAUGGUGGAUUAUAUAGCCGAAUAUUUGGAGAACAUACGAGACAGACGGGUCCUGCCUGAGGUGAAGCCCGGGUACUUAAAGCCUCUGAUUCCGGAUGCAGCGCCCGAGAAGCCAGAGAACUGGCAGGACGUGAUGCAGGACAUCGAGCGAGUGAUUAUGCCGGGAGUGACGCACUGGCACAGUCCCAAGUUUCACGCCUACUUCCCGACGGCAAACUCGUAUCCGGCCAUUGUGGCGGACAUGCUGAGUGGAGCGAUCGCCUGCAUAGGGUUCACCUGGAUCGCAAGUCCCGCCUGCACCGAGCUGGAGGUGGCGAUGAUGGACUGGCUUGGUAAGAUGAUCGAUUUGCCUUCCGAGUUCCUGGCCUGUUCGGGCGGUAAGGGAGGCGGCGUCAUCCAGGGCACCGCCAGUGAGUCCACUUUGGUGGCCUUGCUGGGCGCCAAAGCAAAGAAGGUUAAGGAGGUCCAGGCCCAGCAUCCAGAUUGGGACGAGCACACCAUCGUUGGCAAACUCGUCGGCUACUGUUCUGACCAGGCGCAUUCCUCCGUGGAGAGAGCGGGACUUCUGGGUGGGGUCAAGCUGCGUUCGGUGCCGUCGGAGAAGAGUCGCUUGCGGGGCGAGGCUCUGGAGACGGCCAUCGAGCAGGAUCUGGAGGAUGGCCUGAUACCUUUCUAUGCUGUUGUCACCCUAGGCACAACCAAUUCGUGCGCCUUCGACCGCCUGGACGAAUGUGGUCCGGUGGGAAACAAGCACAAGGUGUGGAUCCAUGUGGAUGCCGCCUACGCAGGCUCUGCAUUCAUCUGUCCAGAGUACCGGCAUCUGAUGAAGGGCAUCGAGGCGGCCGACUCGUUCAACUUUAAUCCCCACAAGUGGAUGCUGGUCAACUUCGAUUGCUCGGCAAUGUGGCUAAAGGACCCAAGCUGGGUUGUGAACGCCUUUAAUGUGGAUCCGCUCUACCUGAAGCACGAUAUGCAAGGCUCUGCUCCGGACUACCGCCACUGGCAAAUUCCCCUCGGACGACGGUUCCGCGCCCUCAAGCUCUGGUUCGUCCUGCGGCUGUACGGUGUCGAGAACCUGCAGGCACACAUCCGCCGCCACUGUAACUUUGCCACACAGUUCGGGGAGCAGUGCGUCGCUGAUAAGCGCUUCGAGCUGGCCGCAGAAGUGAACAUGGGCCUCGUCUGUUUCCGGCUCAAGGGCAGCAACGAGCGCAACGAGGCUCUGCUAAAGCGCAUUAAUGGCCGAGGAAAUAUCCACAUGGUGCCGGCGAAGAUACAGGAUGUGUACUUCCUGCGAAUGGCCGUCUGCUCGCGCUUCACUCAAUCCGAAGACAUGGUGUACUCUUGGAAGGAGGUUGCCGCCGCCGCCGACGAGAUGGAUGCUGAGCAGUAAGUCCAGCUCAGCCUUUGGGUUGUGACAUGUUUAGGGAAUUUACAUCGCAAUAAGAUGGACCGGGAACUACCGUUCAUCGCCACAUCACAAUUUAGUAUCUUAUCAUCGUAUCGUUGUCGUUGUUGUUAAUGCUUUAAAUGUAUAUUAUGCUACUUUUAAUUAAAUUUAUCUGCUUAAAAAAA
Drosophila miranda is the source of this 1779-nucleotide messenger RNA. Its product is annotated as aromatic-L-amino-acid decarboxylase. The record is from RefSeq and is a predicted model, not a curated record. The coding region runs from base 170 to 1597 and encodes 475 amino acids. Gene Ontology annotation, biological process: serotonin biosynthetic process; catecholamine metabolic process; amino acid metabolic process. Gene Ontology annotation, molecular function: pyridoxal phosphate binding; aromatic-L-amino-acid decarboxylase activity. Lineage: Eukaryota; Metazoa; Arthropoda; Insecta; Diptera; Drosophilidae. The transcript has 3 exons.